AUGGAGUUUACUGGCUUACAUUCAACUUUCCCACAAAAUAGCGAGCCCAGCCUGUUUGAUUCCCCGGUGGAGCGGUACCUGAAGGCCAGGCAGAGCGUUCAGCGCUUCACUGUCACUCAGCUUGGGCUGGCAAUGUUCUCAAAUGAAAGUUCAAACAAGUACGUGGUGCAUUCAUACAACUUUUUUCUCUUUCCGUCAUUUGGAGUUACAGAUGUCGAAUUCACCCUCUCUGCAUCUAGCAUUCGGUUCCUGUCUCAUUAUGGCUUUGACUAUAAUAAGUUCCUCAAAGAUGGAAUCCCAUACAUGAAUGAGGUACAGGAGAAGAUCCUUAGCCAGCAUCUCUUAGCGGGCAGCUGGAAAGUCAACAGUGCCCUGGACAGGGAUGUGCUGAAGAAGGCUAUUGACGAAGUGACCUGUUGGAUAGCUUCAGCAGGGGAAGAGGAGACUAUGAUUCUGCAGGAUCUGAGUGGCUAUCAGAUGUUUGAAGUUCAGCUGGUUCUGAGACAGGCUCUCCAAAAUGUUUGGACACAGCCUCUUGGAGACAAGGAGGUAAUGGUGAAAAAAGUGAGUCCACAGCAUCGUCAGCUUCUGGAGAACUCUCGUUACGACUGCUGCCAGAAGGAGCUUAUUCUUCUGUCUGCCCGGGGCUUCACCAACCUCUUCCAGACACUUGUUAAAGCCAAGAAGCCCCUGGUGGGACAUAACAUGCUUAUGGACCUUAUGCAUCUUCACGACAAGUUCUACAAGCCCCUUCCAGAAAGCUAUGAGGAGUUUAAAAGGAACAUUCACAACCUGUUUCCUGUCCUCAUAGACACCAAGACUGUAACAAAAUCCCUCUGGAAGAAAUGUCCAUUUCCUCGAGUAUCUAAUCUUUUGGAGGUGUAUGCGGUUUUGUGCAGCAGCAACCAAUAUCCCGAAGAUCCAGCAUGCCCAGUGAUAGCUCUUGCAAGUGAUUGCUCAAGAUAUGCUGAGAAGAAAUCUCCUCACGAGGCAGGCUAUGAUGCAUUUCUCUGUGGUUCAGUUCUUCUGAAGUCAGCUCAUUUGCUACUGUGCAGAUCCACAGAUGAUGCAGUGGAGGCUGAUCCUUCUUUCUCUCAAUAUCUCAGCGUGUUAGCCGAGUGUCUGAACAAAGUGAAUUUCAUCCGAGGUGGUGUUUCAAGCAUUAAUUUCUGUGGAGAAGAUGCUCCCUGCCAAUAUCCCCCUCUCUUGGUUGUCCAUGUCCAUGGCUGGCCAGGGCUGAAUGAAAGGCAGAUUUACCAAGAGUUUAAAGCUCUUUGUCGCUUUGAUGUCAGACAGCUUUCAAAGAACCAGUUCAUUCUGCUCUCCAAUAAAUUUAAGCACGUCAGGCGCGUUCUGCGAGACUACAGGCAUCACCCUCACCUGCGGGUGUCCGUCUAUCGCCACUGGAGGGACUCUCCGCCCGUGAGCUGCCUGCUGCAAGUCUCUGGUAUUGUGGCACUGUGGUCUCUUUUGGCCUUUGUACUUGGAGGAGCUCCUUGCCGUUCGUUCUAA
This is a messenger RNA of Leptosomus discolor (cuckoo roller), 1512 nucleotides long. NCBI's taxonomy places the organism in Eukaryota, Metazoa, Chordata, Aves, Leptosomiformes, Leptosomidae. The record is from RefSeq and is a predicted model, not a curated record.